AUGCUGGGCGCGUGUUUCUUCUCUGACAGCCGUGCAGCGCGCUCUGUCACACCGCGCGUUUUGGUGUUGCUGCUGCUGCUGCUGCUGCUCGUCAGUUGUGUAGCGGUUCCCACGCGUGCCGACGAUGGUGCGGUUGCGGUGCAGCUUCCGGCGAGCAAGGAGGAGUGCUUCUUUGAGGAAAUCUCCAGUGUGGGGGUGAAGGUGUUCCUGCAUUACCUGGUCACCUCAGGCGGCUCGAUGGACAUCGACGCGACAAUCAACGGCCCCGACCGGUCGCUCAUCUGGAGCUCGCAGCGGGACCCGGAGGGCCGCGUGCUUUUUAAGACUCGCGUGCCGGGCCGCCACCACUUCUGCUUCUCCAACAGGAUGAGCACAAUUACGGCGAAAGUUGUGGCCUUCUCCAUCUCGGUGGGAGACGCUGGACAAGAUGGAAACAAGGACCGUGUCGCGACGCAGAGCGACCCACUGGAGCGCUCCAUCAUGCGCAUUCAGCAGGGUUUCCGCGAGGUACAGGAGGUGCAGCGCUACCUGAGGGGGCGCGAGCGUGUGCAUCGCGCCACGACGGAGGUGGCGAACACGCGCGUCGUCGUAUGGUCUGCGCUAGAGAUCAUGAUCAUCGUCUUUAUGGGCGUAGGUAAUGUAUGGUACCUAAAGCGGAUCUUCAACAGACGAAGAAUCGUUUAG
This is a messenger RNA of Trypanosoma grayi, 684 nucleotides long. Its product is annotated as cop-coated vesicle membrane protein p24 precursor. The transcript has a single exon. Bases 1 to 684 code for a protein of 227 amino acids. Gene Ontology annotation, biological process: endoplasmic reticulum to Golgi vesicle-mediated transport; Golgi organization; intracellular protein transport. Lineage: Eukaryota; Euglenozoa; Kinetoplastea; Trypanosomatida; Trypanosomatidae. The record is from RefSeq and is a predicted model, not a curated record. Gene Ontology annotation, cellular component: endoplasmic reticulum; endoplasmic reticulum-Golgi intermediate compartment; COPII-coated ER to Golgi transport vesicle.